Molecule: messenger RNA, 2705 nt
Organism: Magnolia sinica
Lineage: Eukaryota; Viridiplantae; Streptophyta; Magnoliopsida; Magnoliales; Magnoliaceae
Product: probable E3 ubiquitin-protein ligase ARI8
Exons: 15
Coding region: 265-2010 (581 amino acids)
Biological process (GO): protein polyubiquitination; positive regulation of proteasomal ubiquitin-dependent protein catabolic process; ubiquitin-dependent protein catabolic process
Cellular component (GO): ubiquitin ligase complex; cytoplasm
Molecular function (GO): zinc ion binding; ubiquitin conjugating enzyme binding; ubiquitin protein ligase activity
Source: RefSeq, a predicted model, not a curated record
AGACUCCUUUUAAAACCAUUACCAAUGCGAGCACCCAAACCCAAAAUCAAAGCCAUUUGCAACGAUUCCUCUCUUUCAAAUUCGUCGAUUCUCUCCUAACUUCCUUCUUUUGCUUUCACCGAAUUCUCUGAAUUUUCACCUGCAUUUCGUUCCUAAUUUCUCCCGAUUCGGCUCGUAUUUUCGUGCCCUAAUCCCCAAUUUUGCCAUCGGUGGAAAGUCUAGGUUUUAUUUAUUUAUUAUUAUUAUUAUUUUUAUUCAAUUGGAAUGGAUUCGGAGGAUGACAUGCACGAUGCCAAUGAUGCGGAGUCCCUCGACGACGUCUACAGUGGUGAGACGGCCAUGGCGAGUGAUGGCGGGGAUGGUGACUAUGAAUUCGACAAUGACACUUAUGAUUCCGACGACAGUGCCUUGCAUCGCCAGCAGCAAAAUUACACCAUUUUGAGCGAAGCAGAUAUACGCCAGCGUCAGGAGGAAGAUAUAACAAGGAUAUCUACUGUACUCUCCAUAUCGGGGGUUCACGCAAGCAUCCUGCUUCGCCACUAUAAUUGGAGCGUUAGUAAAGUGCAUGAUGCAUGGUUUGUAGAUGAAGAAAAAGUUCGAAAAGCUGUGGGCUUGUUGGAGAAGCCAGUUGAUUCAAUGGCUAAUGCUAGGGAACUGACUUGUGGGAUUUGUUUUGAAAACUAUCCUCGUAAUACGAUGAAUGCUGCUGCUUGUGGUCAUCAGUUUUGUAGUGCAUGCUGGACAGGUUACAUCAGUACAUCGAUAAACGAUGGUCCUGGAUGCUUGAUGUUGCGAUGUCCUGAUCCAACUUGUGGUUCUGCUGUGGGUCAAGACAUGAUCAAUAUACUGGCUUCUGAUGAAGAUAAGGAGAAGUAUUCUCGUUACCUUCUUAGAUCUUAUAUUGAAGACAAUAAGAAGACAAAAUGGUGUCCUGCUCCAGGUUGUGAGUAUGCUGUGGAUUUUGUUAUGGGUGGUGGGAGCUAUGAUGUUUGUUGUAACUGUUCCUAUAGCUUUUGCUGGAAUUGUACUGAGGAAGCUCAUCGUCCAGUGGAUUGUGGUACCGUGGCCAUGUGGAUAUUGAAGAAUAGUGCUGAGUCUGAAAACAUGAAUUGGAUAUUAGCUAAUUCUAAGCCUUGUCCGAAGUGCAAGCGGCCAAUUGAAAAGAACCAAGGGUGUAUGCAUAUCACAUGCACACCUCCUUGUAAAUUCGAGUUUUGCUGGCUGUGCCUUGGUGCAUGGUCAGAUCAUGGUGAGAGGACAGGUGGCUUCUAUGCCUGUAAUCGAUAUGAAACCGCUAAGCAGGAGGGAGCGUAUGACGAGACUGAGAAAAGAAGGGAAAUGGCGAAAAAUUCUUUGGAGAGAUACACACAUUAUUAUGAACGAUGGGCAACCAACCAGUCUUCAAGGCAGAAGGCACUUGCAGAUCUGCAUCAAAUGCAAGCCGUGCAGCUGGAGAAGCUGAGUGACAAACAAUGCCAGCCUGAGUCUCAGCUCAAGUUUAUAACAGAUGCCUGGUUACAGAUAGUUGAGUGUAGGAGGGUGCUGAAAUGGACCUAUGCCUAUGGCUAUUACCUGCAUGAGCAUGAACAUGCCAAGAGACAGUUCUUCGAAUACUUGCAAGGUGAGGCUGAGUCAGGGUUAGAACGGCUUCAUCAAUGUGCUGAGAAGGAACUACAAGUUUACCUUGAGGCAGAGGGCCCAUCCAAAGAUUUCAAUGAGUUCCGAACGAAGCUUGCUGGACUGACCAGUGUGACUCGGAAUUACUUUGAGAACCUUGUCCGAGCACUGGAGAAUGGUCUGUCAGAUGUUAAUUCCCAAGGUGCCUGCAGCAGGACGGCAAGCUCCAAGAGCUUGGCCGGUAAGGGAAGAGGUGGAAGGGGCAAGGCAACAAGCUCUAGAUCCGGUCCCAGCCGCAGCUCGGAUGAUCCAACCCACUGGUCAUGCAGGCAUUGCACCUAUGCCAACAUCAGGUCUGCCACAGAGUGUGAAGUCUGCCACCAAUGUCGAUAAGCGCUUGAACUCCUUUCCAGGCAGGUGGCCAACCAGAAAGCCUCAUUUUGUGGGAUGGCAUUUACCUGCUGGUGUCAAUGGUAAAUUUCCGGAGCAUUGACCAUUGUCAAGGCUGUGAAUGCAUAGAAAAAGGGAAAAUGAAAUGAAAGAGGAGAAAGAAAAAAGCCUUGUUCUGUACUAGUGCAUUGUGGGGAUUCUCGUAAGGUAUUACUCCGUUGUAUAUAUGUGUCCGUGUAUCCCAUAAUGUUGUUAUUGAUUAUAUAUAGCAAGAGGCAAAAUGCAAAUGGCACGCAUCUGUCACUUUCAAUGGGUGGGAUGGCCAUUGAUAGAGCCUCAUAUGUUAAGGGCAGGGACAUGUGAAUGAGCCUUCUUCAGCAGAUUACAGAAGAAAGUGCUUUAAGAUGUGAGUGUAUUUCUGUUGGGUGCAGUACCAACAGCGUUGUGUUGUUGUUAUACGUACAUCUGCCUGUAACACAUUGGUGUGAGAUGGUGUCGAUGGAUCCUGUAAAGACCUGGGAAAUGUAAGAGGUAUCAAGUUGUCCCAGCCAAUCUCCACAAUAUUAUCUUCUCUAUUGAUCAGAAGAGAAUCUCUAUAGCAUCUUUAUAGGAGAAUUAACUUGAUAUGCAGGCACUCGGAACUUGUACAGGUCUUGGUAACAUUAUCUCAAAUGAAAUUAAUUUGUAUUACCCUCUCU